AACGGGUGUAAGUAAGUAAGUAAGUAAGUAAGUAAGUAAGUAAGUAAGUAAGUAAGUAAGUAAGUAAGUAAGUAAGUAAGUAAGUAAGUAAGUUUUGACUUGUGGAUUCAUUUUUGUCUUGAUGAUGAUGUUAAGGGUUGCUCAGACAACAAAUUCUACUUCAAAUGUUACACUGUUGAUGACUUAAAACCAGAUUAGUAUUUAGAAGGUUAAAUAUAUUAAAGUUUAUUUAAACUUGGAAUACAGUUUUUCAGCAAUGUAAAAUUCAUCACAUCGUUACUAACCGAUGAAAUAUCUAUUAUUUGUUUGUAUAAUCAAACCUGAUUAUGUAAUGAUUGUUAUUAUAGAUGAGAUCAAUGAUGGUAUAGUGAAAGCCAGAGAGGCUUAUGCCGAUAUGAGCCAUCUUUGGCGCAUUCGUGACGUUAGUAUGACUGUGAAAGGUCGGAUCUACAACGCGUCGGUGAGAGCAGUUUUGCUCUAUGCUAGUGAAACCUGGUCUCUCCGAGUUGAGGAUGUUAGACGACUCUCUGUGUUUGAUCACCGUUGUCUCCGAAGGAUUGCUGACACCCAGUGGCAACACAACAUUAGUAAUGCAGAGGUUUAGCAUCGUAUGUUCGGGCACAUAGACGAUAAUUCAAUUGGUGUCACUAUCUCGAAACAUCGACUUCGGUGGCUUGAACAUAUUCUAUGAAUGUCAUCCCAGAGAAUUCCACGUCGUGCAUUAUUUGCCGACUCUGGAACUGGUUGGAAAAUGCGGAGAGGUGCUUAGGAACAACCUACUGUGGAAGAGAACAAACCAUAUCCCAGUGGAGGAAGAAAUCAGAAAGAAGCGAUGGUAUUGGAUAGGACACACAUUAAGGAAAGCACCCAACUGCGUCACAAGACAAGCCUUCAUGUAGAAUCCUCAAGCCCAAAGGAAACCAUUACGCCGGGAAAUGGAGAUAGGCAUGAGAAGAAUGAACAAGAAUUGGAUGGAACUAGAAAGGAAGGCCCAGGACAGAGUGAGAUGGAUAAUGUUGGUCGGUGACCUAUGCUCCAUUAGGAGUAACAGGCGUAAGUAAUUAUGGUAUGAAAUGAAGUAACCAAAUGAAUAAUUGGUAAGAAUCUAAUUUAUGGACGAGCCAAUCAUAAGCGUUUGAGGUCACGGCGCCAAUUUCAAUACCUGAUGCUCAGGUACGAUCGCUUACAGCGGAUUUUAGAGAAGAGGUGAUUAUUGAGCGGUUACAAGAGAUGGGAUUACUAAAACGUUCCUUUACCUGUGACUGCGGUGAUCAAAUGACUGCAUUACCGUGUGUAGACUAUCGUGAUGACAUUGUGUUUCGAUGUUCUUUAUGUUGGAGAAAGAAGUCUGCUCGAACGGGGACUUUGUUUGCUCUAUCGCGACUGAGACUGAGGCAAACCAUGAUAAUAGUUGCAAAUUGGAUUAUAAAAGCACCAGUAACACCGGCUGCAACAUUUGCAGAUAUUACUAAGACGUCAGCCGUUAUGAUUAUUGUCGUGAUAUAUGUGCAGUCAAAAUGACACGUCUACACGAGUCAUUCGGAAGAGUCGGGGGUAUUGUGAAAAUAGAUGAAACGGUAGUGUGAAAGCGGAAAUACAAUAGGGGACGUAGUAUCAAGGAAGAUUGGGUAAGUAGCACUUCCGUAAAUAUACUUGAAAUGUACCUGGAAUUUAUCAUCGGUCAACGCAAAAGGGGCAUUUUCAGAUGGUCAGAAACCGGAAAGCAAGCACAAUUAUACCAAUUAUACAGGAAUACGUGCAGCCUGGCACUACGAUAUAUACAGAUGAUUGGAAAGCGUAUAGAUGCCUUCAUAGACUUGGGUAUGUCCAUCAUGUCCUAGUGCAUAAACGCCAUUUUGUCGACCCUACUACCGAGGUUCAUACUAAUAACAUUGGAGCCAUGUAUUCAAGACUGAAGAAGCUUUUAAGACCGUAUCGCGGCUCCAGAGGACGACUAUUAUGGAGCCAUAUGGACGAGUUCCUAUAUCGUAUGCAUUAUGAUUUCAGAACAUCUGAACCUUCAUCAAACCUCAACAAGUUUUUAAAUCAUGUAAAAGAAGAAUAUCC
Schistosoma haematobium is the source of this 2067-nucleotide messenger RNA. RefSeq lists its product as uncharacterized. The transcript is spliced from 3 exons. The record is from RefSeq and is a predicted model, not a curated record. NCBI's taxonomy places the organism in Eukaryota, Metazoa, Platyhelminthes, Trematoda, Strigeidida, Schistosomatidae. The coding region runs from base 287 to 604 and encodes 105 amino acids.